Rangifer tarandus platyrhynchus (Svalbard reindeer) is the source of this 423-nucleotide messenger RNA. Lineage: Eukaryota; Metazoa; Chordata; Mammalia; Artiodactyla; Cervidae. The record is from the annotation of a GenBank genome assembly.
AUGAUGGAUCCUUGGACACCACUGGCUGGAAGCCCAAGUGGUGCAUCUCGUGUCUGUGGAACUGAGGUCCAUUUGCUCAUAAGAUAUUCAUCUCCGACCUGUCAAACAGCAACCGUGAAAGCGUCGUCUGAUUGGCUGAGGCUAGCUGUCUGUUCCAUAAAAAAGCAGAAAUCACACCAGUACAAGUGUGAUGUCUGGCAUCCAUCUGACAGGGUUGAAAUACUAGUUCUGACCCAGAUUACAAGUGUAACUUUGAACAGGUUACUUAACAUCUCUGUCUUCAUUUCCUCACAUGUGAAAUGUGGAAAACCAGUAUCCUCUCUUAAAGAUUUUGUAAUUAUUAAAUGGAAUAAUACAUGUAAAGUGCUUCCCCCAGGACUUGGCAAGGGCUCACCCAUCAGCAGCUAUUAUGAUCUUUAUUAG